AUGGCACCGCGACGCGACAAGCGCGCGCCCCGCUUGCCGGUCAGCACGUUCGCGCCGGCCUCCCCUCCACCCCGCCCACCAUGCCGUCCCCGUCCCAACCUCCGCCCGGCCAUAGCUGUCCCCCCAAGCUCGUCUGGCGACCUCUCCGCCCCUCCCUCGACAUGCUCGAUCCCCAGCACACCAACACGCGCGUAUAGUCGUGGCGAGAUGCUCACGUCCCCCCGGUUCGACUGGGACGUGCCACGGCCCCCACCGAGCGAUGUGGACUCGGACUAUCCCAGCCUCGAGUUUCCCAGUCCGCUGCCUAGUCCUGGGUUACCCCGCGUCGAAUUCCGCUCUACGCCUACGCCCGUCGUCGCGCGCGGCGGCGCAGCUUUCACUCCACGCCCAUCACGUUUCCGCGAACCAUCACCAUCCUCGCCCAGCCGCUUAGGACGGAAGAUCAGCCUCAACAACCUCGGUCCGGCGUAUGCUGCCGUCGAAGCUGAGCAGACGUUGCACCUCGAGGCGGUCGAAGGCAUGGAGGAGCUGGAAGAUUUCGACGACGACGGCGACUCGACGUUCAGCUCGGCCAGCAGCUUCCCUGGUCUCGCGUCGCUGAGCAGUUUUCCUGGACGCGCGCGUCUAGGCCCACCUGUGGAAUUGCUGAGCGCGUCUGAGGUCGUUGCUGCGUCUGAGACAGAGGUUGUACCAGAACCAGCAGCGGAAGAGGAGGAGGAAGUGGAAUAUCAGCUAGAUGAGGAUGAGGUCGACCUCGAGCUCGACAUCCGCCACCUCUCGCUCACGUCGACAUCGACGGCCAACACAUCGUCUUCCGACGGCGGGUCAGCGCCCACAACUCCCGGACGAAAUCGCGACCUCUCUGCCUCCCUCGUUCCAACAGGCGCGUUGUCACCUACGCUCUCAGCAAUUUCCGCUUCGACCAUUAGCAAGAGCGGCACGACCGACAGCCUGUGCUCUCCAACCGAGAGCAUUGAGAUCUUAUCGCCCACCUCUUCACCGCCAUUACGCGCACCAAGUGUGCCGGCCACGCCACGACAUGAGGCGACGGGUUACGCCAGCGACGAGAGUGACAUGAUCGUCCCACGUCGACGGCUGAUCGGGCGGCGCAUCAUCGUCAGCGAUGACGAGGACGCGCCGGCCCGGCCUCGUGGAUUGCGUGGGCGGAUCCCAGCUGCCAUUGCAAAAUUGAACGCGUCCAGUGACGAGGACGAGGAGCCCGAGUUCCUUAUGGACUCGAGUAUGGACAGCGCGGGGUCUCUGCGCGAGUUCAUCCUGUCAGACUCGGAGGUGGAGGAAGACGUCGCCGACGGUGGGGACGACGAUGAUGAAGAAGCGUCAUCGUCUGAGGUGGAUUCAGAUGAACCUGCCACCGGCGACACUCUCCCGAUACCCGUGAUCAACCUCGUCAGUGACAGCGAGGACGAUCGGCCCUUGGCACCGUCGCCGCCCUCGUCUGCUGUGUUGACCUUCUCACCGCCCCCACCACCAGUGUCCGUGCCAGACAUCGGCUCCAUGUCCCUCUCUGAGCCAGCCAAGCUUGCCCCGCCGCCCCGGCCCCAGCCACGCAAACAGAUGAGUCCACGUGAGUGGGAGGCCCACCGCGUAAAGUAUGCGCAGGCGCUAUUCGAAGAGCUCGACGUGAACGUGUUCGACGCGCAACUUGGUCGCAGAGGUGCCGGGUGCACCAUCAAGUGGGAUACACGUAUCAACAAGAGUGCGGGGAUGGCGCACCGCCGCGCAACGCGACACAAGGACGGUACCAGCAGCCAAGAGGUAUGGAUCGCGCUCGCAACCAAGGUCGUCACGGAAGAGAGACAGAUUCGGGACACGCUCGCACACGAAAUGUGUCACGUCGCGGCAUGGGUUAUCAGUAAAGAGUUCAAGAACCCACACGGCAAGGUGUUCAAGACGUGGGGCCGCCAGGUCAUGCGCGUGCGCCCCGAUAUCAGCGUGACUACAAAGCAUGACUACGUCAUCAAUUACAAGUAUGAGUGGCAGUGCACCAACGUCGAGUGCCGCAAAAUCUAUAAGCGGCACAGCAAGAGUAUCGACACGACCCGGCAGUUGUGUGGAGCGUGUCGUUCCCGUCUUGCGCCACUGUUUGCGACCAAGGAACUCAGCCCGUACCAACAAUACGUCAAGGCGUAUAUGAAGACGGCGCAGGCGGCCAUGCCCGGCGCAACGUUUGGGCAGAUCAGCCGCGCGCUCUCGGACCGCUGGACGGCUGCAAAGAGCGCAAGUGCCAGCGAGCACGAAGGAUAUUGGCGUGAUUUUAGUUACCCAUAA
Molecule: messenger RNA, 2289 nt
Organism: Cutaneotrichosporon cavernicola
Lineage: Eukaryota; Fungi; Basidiomycota; Tremellomycetes; Trichosporonales; Trichosporonaceae
Exons: 3
Coding region: 1-2289 (762 amino acids)
Cellular component (GO): nucleus
Source: RefSeq, a predicted model, not a curated record